Messenger RNA from Phragmites australis (common reed), 1696 nucleotides. RefSeq names its product probable sugar phosphate/phosphate translocator At1g48230. Lineage: Eukaryota; Viridiplantae; Streptophyta; Magnoliopsida; Poales; Poaceae. Gene Ontology annotation, molecular function: antiporter activity. Bases 139 to 1275 code for a protein of 378 amino acids. The transcript has 9 exons. The record is from RefSeq and is a predicted model, not a curated record. Gene Ontology annotation, cellular component: Golgi apparatus; trans-Golgi network; endosome.
CUGGCCUUUUCGCUCGACACUCUCGCAGCCCCCAGCCCCACCCGAUCUGAUUCAGCCGACGCCUCCGCAUCCUCCUCCCCGGCGCCGCCCUCGCCCCCGUCCCACCCCUGCGCGACGAUACGGAGCGGCGCAGCGAAGAUGAUCGGCAGGCAGCUCGUGCUGACCUACCUCUACCUGCUGAUCUACGUCUGCCUCUCGUCGGGCGUCAUCCUGUUCAACAAAUGGGUCCUAUCUCCAAAGUACUUCAAAUUUCCCUUUCCGAUUACCCUUACAAUGAUUCACAUGGCGUUUUCUGGAAUCGUGACAUUCUUCCUUGUUCGAGUUUUUAAGGUUUUUACACCUGCCAAGAUGACUUUCCAGAUAUAUGCCACUUGUGUAAUUCCAAUUAGCGCCUUCUUUGCGUCAAGUCUGUGGUUUGGCAACACAGCAUACUUGUAUAUUUCAGUCCCCUUCAUUCAGAUGCUCAAGGCCUUGAUGCCUGUAGCGACAUUUAUAAUGGCUGUUAUAUGUGGUACUGACAAAUUAAGAUGGGACCUCUUCUUGAACAUGGUGUUGGUCAGUGUUGGUGUUGUAGUUUCAUCAUACGGCGAGAUUCACUUUAAUGUAGUUGGAACAUUAUACCAAGUAACUGGCAUUUUUGCGGAAGCCCUCAGGCUGGUUCUAACACAGGUCCUCCUCCAAAAGAAGGGUUUAACCCUGAAUCCUAUUACAAGCCUGUAUUACAUAGCUCCUUGCAGUUUCAUCUUCCUGUUUGUUCCGUGGUAUUUGCUGGAAAAGCCAGAAAUGGAUGUGUCUCAAAUUCAGUUCAACUAUUCGAUAUUUUUCCUGAAUGCACUUUCUGCAUUCGCAUUGAACAUAUCCAUAUUCCUAGUUAUUGGAAGAACUGGAGCAGUCACCAUUCGAGUUGCAGGAGUUCUGAAGGACUGGAUACUUAUUGCCCUCUCAACCAUUAUCUUUCCUGAAUCUAUUAUUACAAGCCUCAACAUAAUUGGAUAUGCAGUUGCUCUCUCUGGUGUCAUCCUGUACAAUUAUUUUAAGAUGAAAGAUGUCAAAGCAAACCAGCUUCCAGCAGAUAACACUCUUGAUAGGGCUACAAAGGAUAAGAAAAUCUCAAGUACAUACAGGGCUGACAAUUCGAUGGACAGCAAUGAUGGGACUGUCAUUGGAGGCGUGUCAUCAGAAGCUGCAGCAAUUGAUGAGGAAACCCCUUUGAUUCCUUCGUCGCGCCUCUCCUAUGUUACACGGACCCAAACAGGCAGCUUAAGUAACAGAUGACCAUCGUUUGCCUAAUUUUUUAUCGGUUGAGGUAGCAAAUCUCGUUCCAGAUUGACUAUGUUUUUUGUCUCGGGGAGGCUCAAAGAGUCAAAGAGGUGCACAAGCCGAUACACACUUGUGAAAAAAAGCUAUUUUUGGGAGCUCUGGCGAGUAGCCUUGCAUGCACCUCCUCUCAUACACGCCACUUGGACAUCCUCCCAUUUGUACUUUUGGCUGAUAUGUAUUUUUUUUGUGAGAUACUUGGAGGUGAAUUAGAGUAGUUGCAGAGGUAUGUCAUAACUUUUGAUCAGUAUUUGGAGAAAAUCCGGUAGGUCUUGUGUUGGAUAUACGUUAUUUCUUAACCCAGCAUAUGGAAAUGCUGUCAAACCAUAGAUGUUGUAAAGCACUCCUAUAGAUGCUAAUUUGAACUGUACUUUUGUUA